ACGGCAGCAAGUGAUUUAUGGAUGUUGCUUAUGUUGUUUUCAUUGAACCAGGGCAGAACAUUUGUUGCUGUUGUAUGUUUUGAACAAUCUUUGAAAAAGACUGAUUAUUAGAAUAUCGAAAGCAUAAUAUGCCUCAAGACGGUCUAAGGUCAAUUGUUUGCAGAUCGUUUGUUAUGUGUGAUGAUCCGAAGGGAGUCGUAGAGUCCGCGAAGAAGAUGGAGCGCAAGAACAAAGGCCGAGUAUCGAUUAAGGUCGAAAGAGAGGAGACGGUGUCGAACGCUGCCGUGGAAGAACUUCGUUGCUCGUCUUCCUGUCAGCUGGUGGAGCCUUCUAGAGGGGCUCACAAGCUGAACCAGGUGAUCAACUCGGGGUCGAGAGGAGGGAUUUGGUGCGAUCAGCAUUCGGAAGAUAUAGCGAAAGAUCUGUUGAAAGGAGCUCUCGAAUUGCAGGAUUCUUUACACGUGCUGGGGAAGUUGCAAGAAGCAUCUCAUUUGUCUUGGUUGAAGAAGAAAGAGAAGGAAAUAUCUGAUAAGGAGAGAAACGAUCAAUUGAUUCGGAGAGUGAAUUCGAGUCCAAUCGGUGAGCGGAAUUCUCAGAAGGGAAUCCAGAAUUCGCACAUUUCAACAGGUGCUUCUUCAAUAGAUUGCAUUGACGAGCUUAGGGAGGUGAUUAGAGAUAGCUUAGCUAGGCAAAAUCUAUUACCAAAAACAAAGGCUAAAGAAAAGAGAUGUUUUAGUUCAAGAGAUCUGGAUUUAGCUUCAGAUAUCCCGUCCACAAGCUUGAGUCGAUCUUCUUCUUUUCAAACCGACAACUUUACUUCCAUGGAUUCGUCUGUCUGCUCGGCAAUUGAAGAGAAGAAGGCAAGAGGCCCAAGUUUGAUCGCAAAGCUUAUGGGACUUGAAGAAAUGCCUUCAAAAUCAUUGCAGACACAUUCUCAGAAUGUUAUGGAGAAAAACAAGACUUUCAGUCAACAAAGACCUAACUUCGAAAUUGAUACGCCGAAAGUACGGAAGUCUCAAUUUGUUUUACGAAAAAAAGAUCAAGAGAAGACGCUGAAGGAUGUCCUUGAGACCAUGCAUUUUAAAGGGCUUCUGAAAAACAACUCCAUCAAAGAGAUUAGGCCUGAUUCCUAUCAAUCAAGUGACUUCUUUACCGGAAACAGGUUGAUUAACAACAGUCCACCUAUUGUACUCAUAAAACCUCGACGUGAUCCACAUCUGCAACAGCAAGAGAAGUUUGAGCCAGUGUUUCAAGUGGAGAGAAGCUCAAACAUCGAAACAAUGCUCAAAAAGCCGAAAGUUAAAGAGGAUUCUCCUUCCAAAAUAUUUGACCCCGAUAAUAGAGGUUUGAACUUCAGUAAAAUGAGCAGAAGAGUGGAAGCAAAAGAAACUCCAGUGAAGAGACUUAUCCAGCAGGAAGGUGGAAAAGACGGUCAAAAUAACAAGACCAGACCAGUGAAAAAGGAAGUGAAGAUUAAACAAAGCCUUCCUACUAAGGUGAAAAGUCCGGGUUCUCUAACUCAGCCAUCUGUGAAGAAAAUGGCAACUGCAAAGAACAUCGACAUGAUACCGAACCCUAUUAUAAGCAGCAGGAAACCAUUUGGCAAGGAGGUUGCAAAAGCAAAGAACUUAUCAAGGUCUAGAGAUCAAGCUGAGGUUGUCCCUCGAAAGCCCAGUAAGCCUGAGAAUGCAUCAAAUGUUACGAAAAAUAAAAUUUCCCAUCAACCAAGUCCAACUGCAAACUCCGACUCUGUUCGCAGACCACAAAAUACAGUUCGUGGCCCCAUUGAUGUGAAAAAGAGUUCAACGAAAAAGGGAGUGAGCAAGCCUACCGUAGCUAAAAUAGCUACUGAAAAAUUAGAAGGCAAAGGAGUCGAGGUUCUUUUGGAAGCAAAGAAGAUUAAUAUUGUAUCAGAAAAUGAUACUGUUUUGGAAGAAAAGAGGAUUGAUCUUGCAUCAAAUGAUGAUACUGUUUUGGAAGAAAAGAGAAUUGAUUUUGCAUCAAAUGAUGAUACAGUUUUGGAUGAAAAGAGGACCAAUAUUCCAUCCGAAAAUGAUACAGUUUUGGAUGAAGAGAGGAUCGAUGUUCCAUCCGAAAAUGAUACAGUUUUGGAUGAAAAGAGGAUUGAUCUUGCAUCAAAUGAUGAUACUGUUUCGGAAGGACAUAGCACUGAAACGGCAUAUCAACUUCCUGCAGAUGAGGAGACAGAACACACUGAUAUUCAGAUUGGAGAACAAUGCUGUGAGAGUUCUGUCUGUGAAGUCACUCCAGUUGCUAUCAAUGAUCAGAACAGAACAAAAUCUAUCGGAGACGAUGAUGAUCCCAUCACUCCUAUUGGUGUCGACAGUGAAAGCUUCAUGACAGAGACCGGUCUAAAGGCAUUGCUAUUGAGCAGUCCAGCUUUUAAUGACACGCGACUUUCCUUGGACUGUGCGAACGAAAUUGUUCAACGAAAAAGCCAUCCUGAUUCUCAACUGAUCCACCAUCCCUGGUCAAGCCUGGUAGGAAAUGCCAAAAGGCAUCUCUCUCUAUACCAUUUGUUAAAGGAAACUCGCAAAGGUGUCGAAGCUCUGAGAAGCUAUAGCAAACUUGCCGAUGAAAACUACCCCACCGAUAGCCUUUAUGCAAUGCUGGAAAGAGAUAUAAACCACAGUGAAGUUUUGAGUGGAAUAUGGGACUUGGGUUGGAAGAAAGGAUUCUCAAUGGAUGACACAAUACAAGUAGUGGAAGAUAUAGAAAAGCAACUAUUUAGAGAAAUAAUUGCAGAGAUUUGUGCAUAAAUUUUGCUUAACAACUUGUUAAAACGGUUCAUCCGAUCUGCGGAUUCAAUAGCUUCAACAAGAUCAGUAAUGCAG
Molecule: messenger RNA, 2855 nt
Organism: Hibiscus syriacus
Lineage: Eukaryota; Viridiplantae; Streptophyta; Magnoliopsida; Malvales; Malvaceae
Exons: 4
Coding region: 129-2780 (883 amino acids)
Source: RefSeq, a predicted model, not a curated record